AUGAAGUUUCUCGGAGCAUUAACAGCGUCAAUUGUUUGGCUUUCUAGUAUGGCCACCGCUCUUCCGACAGCGGAAGGACAGAUCCUCAGUUCAAGAGACAGUUUGAAUAGCUCGCGGCUGGUAUACUACCCAGCUCCCAAAAACAACUGUCGCGGAAUCGGGUUCCUCGUUCUUCCUGGCGGAGGAUAUUCUUACGUCUCACUUCCCAGAGAAGGGAGCAACUCAACCAAAUAUCUGAAUGAGCGUGGAUACGAUGCCUGGGUCCUAGACUAUGCGGCUGCUGAUAAAGCUCCCACUCCAUUAUAUCCGGCUCCUCAGAAUGAAGCACUAGAAGCUGUCCGCUACAUUCGAUCCCUGAACAAGGUCAAGAAACUUGGCGUCUGGGGCUACUCAGCUGGAGGCCAUCUGGCUGCCACCACAGUCACCAAUCCCGAAGCCGAGCUUGAUUUCGGUAUUCUAGCGUACCCAGUGAUUACUAUGGAGGAGCCUUUGACGCACAAAGGAUCUCGGAAUAACCUAAUUGGCGAGAAUCCUUCCCCUGAACUAGUAGAGAAGCUAUCUGCACAGAACCUAGUCUCGGAGUCAACACCGCCCAUUUUCUUAUUUCAUACAGCCAACGACGCCACCGUCCCAGUUGAAAACUCGAUCCUCUUUAUUCAAAGUAUGAUCAAGUAUGAUCGGCCAUUUCAGAGCCUUAUUCUUCCAAAGGGUAGCCAUGGUAUCGGACUGGCGUUUGAUGACCCAGUAUUAAACUGGACAUCUGAGUUGGAUCGGUGGUUGCAGUAUUCUGUCUAA
Clonostachys rhizophaga is the source of this 795-nucleotide messenger RNA. The record is from the annotation of a GenBank genome assembly. Lineage: Eukaryota; Fungi; Ascomycota; Sordariomycetes; Hypocreales; Bionectriaceae.